AAAGGAGGAGGAAGCGGAGCAGGGGUCAGCAGGCAUGUAUUUUUAAAGCUAUCGAUUGUGCAAAAACCUGACACAUCAUCACAGGGAAUUGCUCUGAUUCUCACAGCUGCAGCCAGACAACACUCGGGAUGGGAUCUUUAUUUGUUGACAUAUUAUUUUUAUCUCGCCCGCCCUGCACUCUUCACUUGCCGCGUCUUCCUGUUUCAAUCGAAAAACAAAAUGGUUUAACUCCUCCUCCCCUUUGCGGGGCCGCUAGAGAAGUGCCUUCAUCCGUUCACCCCCGUGGCUGUCUGGCUCCGCCGAAGCCGCCUGUGCCUCUGUGUCUGUCCGUGUCCGCGGGAGCUGCCAGCCACACCGGGAGCGCCCGGACCGCCAUGACUGCCAGCCCCGUCCACUGAGGCUGUUCCCGCAGCAGUGAUACCUCCCUCCUUCGCCCGCUCUGUCCGGGAGCCGAGCCGCUCUCCGUCCAUGCCACUCGGCCGUCCUCUUUGGAAGUCGACCACUUCCCUCCUCUCCGCAGACGGACCCUGAUAUUAAAAACACGCAGCUUUUAUCGGCCCCUGCGAACGGAAGGAGAUCGUCUCUCUCCGCUGUGCCCUCCACCGGGUGUCUCCUCCUCCGUCUCGUGCACCGCUUCCUCCUCCCUCUCCUCCUCCUCCGACACUUUUUUUUUUUCAUCCUUCAGCCCUGCAUCUUUUCAUCAUGGCCCAAUCCGAUCGAUAAUGUGUUUUGCCAUUUGUCUCAUCUGACAGUUCAGCUGAGGAGCAACCGAGGCACAGGAGAGGACUUUAGAGUUCUGUGCGUGUGUGUGUGUGUGUGUGUGUGUGUGUGUGAGAUUCAAAGAGAGAGAUUACAAAGCAAACCUCUGUGGCCAUCACCAGCCCAGGCCGUGGGUGACAGGCGCUGAAGGAUUUCCAUUUGAGCCACAAACGGACUCUUAGGAUGGGCCGCAGGUGGUAGGCGAGCCCGAGACCUCUUAGGUUUUUCUUCAGAAUCAGACACCGGGGAGAAAACCUCUAAAAGUCUGGCUUUUGCCCAUGUCCUUUAUUUAUUCUUUCCCAACACUUACCCCGGUGUUAUUCGAAACAAAUACAGUCAAACGCAAUUCCACUCGCUGGAUAUCUAUUCUUCCUAAUCGACCCCUUCUGCCUGGCUUAAAAUGGCGGUGAAUGUGACACCGAUCCGGGACACGAAGUGGCUGACGUUGGAGGUUUGUCGGGAAUUCCAGAGAGGAACUUGUUCACGACCAGACAGCGAGUGCAAGUUUGCCCACCCUGCCAAGAGCUGUCAAGUGGAAAAUGGCAGAGUCAUAGCCUGUUUUGACUCACUGAAGGGCCGUUGUUCCAGAGAGAACUGUAAGUACUUGCAUCCUCCUCCUCACCUAAAGACCCAGCUGGAAAUCAAUGGGAGGAACAACCUCAUCCAACAAAAGAACAUGGCCAUGCUGGCCCAGCAAAUGCAGCUCGCCAACGCCAUGAUGCCCGGCACACAGCUACAGCCCGUGCCCAUGUUUUCAGUCACACCCAGCCUUGCAACGAAUGCCAACGCCGCUGCGGCGGCGGCGGCUGCUGCGUUUAACCCCUACCUUGGCCCCGUGUCGCCCGGCCUGAUGCCCGCUGACAUCUUGCCCAGUGCCCCGGUACUGGUCACCAGCAACCCCAGCGUCCCCGUCCCUGCUGCUGCCGCCGCCGCUGCACAGAAGCUCAUGAGGACGGACAGACUGGAGGUGUGCAGAGAAUACCAGCGGGGUAACUGUACACGUGGGGAGAACGACUGUCGCUUUGCCCACCCAGCAGAUAGCACUAUGAUUGACACCAACGACAACACAGUCACUGUGUGUAUGGACUACAUUAAGGGCCGCUGUUCGAGGGAGAAGUGCAAGUACUUUCACCCUCCAGCUCACCUGCAGGCCAAAAUCAAAGCCGCCCAACACCAAGUUAACCAGGCUGCGGCUGCUGCAGCCAUGACUCAGUCGGCUGUCAAAUCACUGAAGCGACCCCUCGACGCAACUUUUGACCUGGGGCUCCCUCCUGUCUUGCCUCCUUUACCAAAGAGACCUGCACUUGAAAAAACCAACGGUGCCACCACAAUGUUCAAUGCCGGCGUUUUCCAGUACCAACAGGCCCUGGCCAACAUGCAGUUUCAGCAGCAGGCGGCCUUUAUACCAUCAGGCUCGAUAUUGUGCAUGACACCUGCAACAAGUGUUGUACCCAUGAUGCACGGUGCUUCUCCAGCCACUGUGUCUGCAGCCACCACAUCUGCCACAAGUGUUCCCUUUGCAACAGCAACAGCCAAUCAGAUUCCAAUAAUAUCUGCAGACCAUCUGACUAGUCACAAGUAUGUGACCCAGAUGUAGGAGUCUCAAUCAGAACAAUGGAUCUGGGGCGCGCUGGUGUCGAGGCCAAGAUUAGCUGUCACCCUUCAUGCCUGUAACAUCAAGAGCGAGACGGUGAAAGCGGUUUGGAAUAAAUCUGCAUGUUAACAUAGGAGCCACAGUCUGUUAGAAGCGUUUUUCACGUGUACUUCAUGCACACACACUCAAAACAACGUCAUCGCAUUAAAGACUGCCUUCCCUUCUGCGGAGGCGACUAACCUUUAUUCACCAGACACACUUUGAAUGUUGACACAAGGUAAACGCGGUCGUCCGAGGAGUCGUCUGAAUCGGUACGUCCAUCGACUGAGAAUCAUGACCUGCGUCGUUCGCUUCUUCAUGGGUCGCUGACGGUCUCUGACUUAAAUGUGUUCAUUUGUUUACACGGAGGUGCACCUUGUAUUUCAGUUGGGGUAAAAGGUUACAGAUAUUGUGACCGAAUCACAUAUGCAUGCACAGUGUGUUGGUUCGGAUUUUUUUUCUUCUGUUGAAGCGGUGAUAAGGGAAAAUUACACUCAGAGGCAAAAAAGAGCAACUGAAUGUCUGUGAGGUGUCUUUCAAACCUUUGUAGCCUACCUUUGGAUCUCUUAAGCACAUGUCUUUAACCUUGCAGGCAUGCCUGUGAAGUGCCAUACAUCUCAAACCACAUGAAUGAUAUUGAAGCCGUGUUAACAGUGUGUUCAGUUCAACUGUUCCCUUUAAUAUUUCUCUCUUAGACAGCAUGUGUAGAGUCCAGAGCUCCCGCCACCGCCUGUGUUUCCCAUUAGCACCACUGCUGAUUAGAUUUCCCAAGAUUUUCUGCUUUACCUGAAUCUUGUACUGAACGAGUAGCUGUUCCGAGUUUGAGUUUCGUUUUUGCGUUAUGACUGAUGCUCAGACCUGAAACGACUGCGUCGGAUCUCUCUGCUAAGUCUCUUGACUCUAAAAGUCAGACGGGGUUCGAGAGGCGGAAGACUCUCUCGGCGACGAAGACGUGACGACGAAUAGCUUUGAAGCCACAGUGGCGUUUGGUGUCCAAACUGCUGUCAGACAAAAAAGUCAAAAUCUACGGUGCAAAUGAAUAUGUGAUUUGUAUGACCUGAAUUGUUCUACAUGUGUGUGGUUUUUGCAUAUUUUAAGGCAGUUUGUCAAAGUAGAUUCAGUGUAGUGUAUAUAUGGUCUGACCUAUUUAAGAAUAUUUGUUUUGAUUUUUCUACCUAAGAACUGGUUUUUUUUCUUCUUUUGUUGGUUUGUUUUUUAAAUAGCCAGCCAAAGUCUUUAAGUGUCAUUGUUAGUAGAUAUUGUAGAGUAGUGGGGCUAAAAAAAAAAAAAAAAACAGAAAACAAACGAACUGCAUAGCCCAAAGAAGGAUGGAUUGUUUAGAGUAGACCUCUAGAGCUCCUUGUUUUUGUUGUGUUCUGGGUGUACUUCAGGCAUAUUUAAUUGGUGGAUAGUACAGGGAAAGUGGCGAGAAAAUAAACGAUUGUAUUACUCAUCCAAAGCCUUAGAAUGUACCAUCGGGUCAGCACAAUGCAACAUGCCAUUCUGAACCAUCCAGUUGCCUAAAUCACGCCAUGUUAACACACCCACACAGAGCACUAUGUAACCGUCAUGUUUUUCUGUCAGCGUUUCUCCUUCUUUAUUUUUUUGUUUUUAAACUCUUCCUGUAGUUUUUUUUUCUUCUUCUUCUUCUUCUUCUUCUUCUUCUUCUUCUGUCUUUGACAAGGUGUGCUUUAAUUUUCAUUUGUUUGGAUGAUUUUAGUUUUUGGGUUUCAGUUUUGCCGAUUUAUCUUUCUUAAAAUGAAUAUAAGGUACCGUGUGUGUGUUUUUUGUGUGUUUCUCAUGCACAGUUCACUGAAAUUCCAUGUUGAUGUUAAUUUUAGUAUGAUUAUGAUUGUAAACUCAAUAUUUUCUACGUUAUGCAUAUUGUUGAACUGUAUGCAUAUGGUUGAUUUCUCUAGUCUUUUUGUGUUCUUUGAACAAAGAUGUUUUAUAUGAUUAUCUAAUAGUGAUGAAAUAAUAGAACAGAGAGGCUAAGUUGUCACUGUGGCAGCCGUCGCCAAUAACCGAGUAAUAUUUUAAUGAUUGUAAGGUUUGUAACUAGUCAUAUAAGAAAAAAAAAGACUAUUAUAAAAAAAAAAAUUCUAGUUCUUAGAUGUUUAGAGUAAAGAUGUUAUUUUCUACUGUAUCCAUUUCAAAUAGUAACUAUUGUUUUAAUAUUUUUACUCUCCCUGGAAAUUGGGCCAUGUUGGAAAACAAGCUGCAUAUUUGAUCACUUUUGUGGGCGUUGCCGGCGGGGUCAGGUGAACGUGGCGGGCGGGGAACGGAGUUUCGCCGGCUCGUCUGUUACCGAAGCCAACUGCAAACGACAAGGGCGGGGCGGCGAAUCCCGAGGCGAUCAAGGUGAUAAAGGUUGACUUUUUUGCACUUCUUGUACAUAGUCAAAAAAGAGAGAAUCAUGUAUAUUGAGAUCUUAUUUUGAAUAAAAAAAAAAAUUAUGUCUAUAAUGACGAGGAAUUUUGCUAGGAUAACUAAAAAAAAAAAAUCUUAUGAAAGGCUGAACAAAAUUGCUUGCAUCAAAAGGGCACUGGGUUCUCACUCUCCUACCCCUUUCAGAAAAGGCCAAGUGUUGCUCUUCUUUUUUGUCAGCAGCUUGUAGUUUGCCAGGUAACCUACCGGAUGAGGCUUCCACUGCACUCCAGUGAGAGCGCCUGACUGGGUCCGCCUGGUCUCCCAACCCUCCUGUCAGGACUGGUGAUGUGCACGGUGAUACCAGAACGUCCUCACUUCCAACACCUUAAGUCUGUCUAUUCAUCGAAGAUAAAAAAAAAAAUUCCCAUCUUCCUCUAGUUCUUCUUCCAUAGCUGAUUAAUUCUGAUCCAGCUUCAGAAAUGCACCAUGCACGCUGGAGCGAAGUCUUCAGAUUAUGUUUUGCCGACUAAUCGUUUACUUGUCUUUAAGUAUUUUUAAUAGUUGUAAUUUCUCCCUUCUCUUCCAUAAUGUUGGGGUUACCCUCACACAUCAGGCGUUCGUAGACACCGUAUCCACGAUACGGACACGAUACUUUGAUUUUACCUGAUCGGAAAGAAGAUGGCCGGUAUCACACAUCACUGGUCGCCGCUGACGGGUGGGUGUGCGUGUUACGACCACGCGCUCCCAGGCCCAACCAAUCACAACACGUCCUGUCUCUUUACUUUACUCCGAGAGGAAUGCAUGUUAAAGGAAAUACAUAUACCGUUUUUAAGAAAAAAA
Salarias fasciatus (jewelled blenny) is the source of this 5602-nucleotide messenger RNA. RefSeq names its product muscleblind-like protein 1. Gene Ontology annotation, molecular function: RNA binding; metal ion binding. Gene Ontology annotation, biological process: regulation of RNA splicing. The record is from RefSeq and is a predicted model, not a curated record. Gene Ontology annotation, cellular component: nucleoplasm; cytoplasm. Bases 1160 to 2356 code for a protein of 398 amino acids. Lineage: Eukaryota; Metazoa; Chordata; Actinopteri; Blenniiformes; Blenniidae. The transcript is spliced from 11 exons.